Phasianus colchicus (ring-necked pheasant) is the source of this 3124-nucleotide messenger RNA. It is a transcript of the gene FBXL17, whose product is annotated as F-box and leucine rich repeat protein 17. NCBI's taxonomy places the organism in Eukaryota, Metazoa, Chordata, Aves, Galliformes, Phasianidae. The record is from RefSeq and is a predicted model, not a curated record. Gene Ontology annotation, cellular component: cytoplasm. Gene Ontology annotation, molecular function: protein binding.
CCGCCGCCGCCUCCUAUAUGGGCCACCUGCUCUCCAAGGAGGCCAGCAGCCUGAGCCGGGACAGCGCCGGCCGCCGCCGCCGCCGCCGCGGGAGGAAGGUGCCGCCGCGCAGCCGGAGCUGCUUCCUGCGCGGGCCCUGCAUGCUCUGCUUCAUCGUGCACGGCGCCAGCUCGCCCGCCCCGGAGCCGCCCCUGCCCGCCGGGGACCCGCCGCCGCCGCCCUACGCGGCCCUCGCCGCCGCCGAGCAGCGCGCCGCGCGCCGCCUCCUCCGCCUGCCGCCCGCCGCCUGCUGGGAGCCGCGCGGCCGCUGCCGGCGCCUCCUCCUCUCGGGCCUGCUGCCCUCGCCGGUGCGAGGCCUCCUGGGGCCGGCCGGGCCGCCCGGCGAGGCCGUCUCCGAGAUGGUGUGCAAGCGCAAGGGGGCCGGCCUGCCCGCCUGCCCCCCCUGCAAGCAGCCGCGCUGCGCCGCCGGCGCGGCGGAGCCCGAAGCCGCCGCCUGCCAGUGCCCCGCGGAGCCGCAGCCCCGCGCCCUGCCCUCGGCCGCCGACGGCGCGGGGAGCGGCGGGGCCGCGGACGAGAGGGAGCAGGAGGGAGGGAAGGAGCGGAGCGGCGAGGCGGGCCGCGAGGAGCCGCUGGAGCAGCCCGGAGACGGCUGCCGGGAGCCGCCGCCGCCGCCCGACAUCAACCAGCUGCCGCCCUCCAUCCUCCUCAAGAUAUUUUCCAAUUUAUCCCUGAAUGAGCGCUGCCUUUCAGCAUCAUUAGUUUGUAAAUAUUGGCGUGACCUGUGUUUAGAUUUUCAGUUCUGGAAGCAGCUGGAUCUGAGUAGUCGCCAACAGGUCACUGAUGAAUUGUUGGAAAAGAUAGCAUCAAGAAGCCAGAAUAUUACUGAAAUCAAUAUUUCUGACUGCCGCAAUGUAUCCGAUACAGGAGUUUGCAUAUUGGCAUGUAAAUGUCCUGGACUGCUAAGGUAUACUGCUUACAGAUGUAAGCAACUUUCUGACACCUCUAUCAUGGCAGUUGCCUCUCAGUGUCCUCUUCUUCAGAAAGUACACGUAGGCAAUCAAGACAGACUCACUGAUGAAGGUUUAAAGCAGCUGGGUUCAAAAUGCAAAGAAUUGAAAGACAUUCAUUUUGGUCAGUGUUACAAGAUCUCAGAUGAAGGAAUGAUUACUAUAGCUAAAGGCUGCCUGAAGUUGCAAAGAAUAUACAUGCAAGAAAACAAAUUAGUGACAGAUCAGUCAGUGAAAGCAUUUGCAGAGCACUGUCCUGAGCUACAGUAUGUUGGUUUCAUGGGCUGCUCCGUAACAUCUAGAGGAGUAAUUCACCUCACUAAUCUAAGAAAUCUUUCUAGCCUGGAUCUACGUCAUAUCACAGAACUGGAUAAUGAAACAGUGAUGGAAAUAGUAAAGAGAUGCAAAAACCUUAAUUCCCUCAAUCUGUGUCUGAACUGGAUCAUUAAUGACAGGUGUGUGGAGGUGAUUGCCAAAGAAGGCCAGAAUCUGAAAGAACUGUAUUUAGUAUCGUGUAAGAUCACAGACUAUGCUCUGAUAGCCAUUGGACGAUACAGCAUGACAAUAGAGACGGUGGAUGUUGGAUGGUGCAAAGAAAUUACAGACCAUGGAGCUACCCAGAUUGCACAGAGCAGCAAGUCUCUCAAAUACUUAGGACUGAUGAGAUGUGAUCAGGUGAAUGAAGCCACGGUGGAGCAGCUGGUGCAGCAGUAUCCACAUAUAACCUUCAGUACUGUUCUACAGGAUUGCAAGCGGACAUUGGAACGAGCUUAUCAAAUGGGCUGGACUCCCAAUAUGUCUACUGCCUCUUAAUGUCAUGCACCGACAUGACAGUUCCACUCUGCUGCUUUCAGUUGAUCUAACGGGGACUGCAGAGGUUCACAACCUGUCAUUGUGAUAUAUACAAUGAAUGCAAUAUAGUUGUGAGUUUACAGAGGUUACAGUAAAAUGGAAAAAACUGUAUACUGACUUUGAUGUACUGUACAACUAAGUACUGGUAUUGAGACAGAAUUUUAGAAAUGCAUUGUAUUUCUUUGUUUGCAUAAAAGACAGAUUUCUUGAAGUGGAUUCCUACUAGUUCUAUGGAUAGUUUGAGUUAUAAAAGAUACAAAGCUUGUUUUUUUUGUGUUUACUCUACUUUGCCUUGGUUAUGUGUGUUUCCUUUGAUUUGUAGAUGGUAACUCAGUGCUAGCAUCAGUGUAGCUGAUCAGCAGAGACCUAUGCUGAAAAUGGGAGCUACACUCCAUGCUUAUUUUAUACUAAAGCUACCCUAGGAGUUUUAAGAUUCACAGUGUAUAAGAAAAUCUACAAAGAGCUGGGAUUGUCUUACAGACUUUUGGGGAAUUAUACAAGUCAUUAGUAAAUGAUUAUGAUGACUAAAUAUGUAUCUAACGGACAAUCAUAUAAUCAUUGAGUCCUAGAAUUGUUUGGGUUGGACGGAACCGUAAAGAUUCAUCUCUUUCCAAUCCCCUUCCACAAAUAGGUUGCUCAAACCCCUUCUGAUGUGGCCUUGAACACCCACAGCUUCUGGUUAACCUGUCCCAGUCUCAUCACCUGCUAAGGAAAUAAUUUUUUCCUUAAUGUCUAAUAUAAAUCUAUUCUCUUCCAUUUUAAAAUCAUUCUCCUUUGUCCUAUCAUUACUUUUGUCCUUGAUAUAAAGAGAACUUGAUAAAGAGUCCCUUCCUAUCUUUCCCAUCAGUCCCCUUUAAGUACUGGAAGGCAGCUGUAACGUCUCCCCAGAGCAUUCUCUUCUGCAGGUUGAAUAAGUUUAACUCUCUCAACCUUUAUCACUUCACAGAAAUUAUGUCUUCUUUUUUUUUGUUUGUUUAAAAUAGUCUUUUAGGAGAUCUUCUACAGAUUUCAAGAUCUUUUCACACUGCAGGUUUUGCAGGAAGUGAGUUAACAAUGGUUGAACUCAUACUGAUAACCAGUUCCCACUUCAUAACCAGUCAAGCAGGAAGUGAGUACACCAACAAUCAGAAGUAAAUUAAAAGACAGUGCUUAAAUAUCUGAUUGAAAAAAAAAAAAAAAAAUUCUUUUUUUUGUACGUGGACUCAUCUCUUCUGACUACAGUGUUAUGUUGCUGAACUGGGCAAUUCAAGUAAAUGGUUAGAAUA